Cucurbita pepo subsp. pepo (vegetable marrow) is the source of this 1061-nucleotide messenger RNA. The record is from RefSeq and is a predicted model, not a curated record. Lineage: Eukaryota; Viridiplantae; Streptophyta; Magnoliopsida; Cucurbitales; Cucurbitaceae.
UGUGUCUUACUAGUCAUUUAAAUUACUUUAGGAUGAGUUCAAAUGAGCCAGAUGGAAAUGGGGCUGAUGGCGCGUUACCGCCUCCACCUCCUAUUCCCCCUAAUGUUGUUCCAGUUCAAGCUGAACUAGAGCAGCCUCCGGAGUUACUGAAGAAGAAGGUUGUUCGGGUUCCGAUUGCACGACGUGGCCUUGCUUCCAAAGGCCAGAAGAUAACUCUGCUUACAAAUCAUUUUAAAGUUAAUGUCACUAAUAUUGAAGGACAUUUUUUCCAUUACAGUGUUGCGCUUUCAUAUGAAGAUGGUCGUCCUGUUGAUGGAAAGGGUGCAGGAAGAAAAGUGAUUGAUAAGGUACAUGAAACUUAUCAUAGUGAAUUAGCUGGAAAGGAUUUUGCUUAUGAUGGAGAGAAGAGUUUAUUCACUGUCGGUCCUCUCCCAAGGAAUAAACUUGAAUUUACUGUUGUUCUUGAGGAUGUCUCUUCAAACAGGAACAAUGGAAACUGUAGUCCUGAAGGUCCUGGAAGUCCUAAUGAUGGAGACCGCAAAAGGAUGAAACGACCAUACCGCUCAAAGUCAUUUAAAGUAGAAAUUAGCUUUGCUGCUAAGAUUCCAAUGCAGGCUAUUGCAAGUGCUUUACGUGGACAGGAAUCUGAGAAUUUCCAAGAGGCCAUCAGGGUGCUGGACAUCAUCUUACGGCAGAAUGCAUCUAAGCAAGGUUGCCUACUUGUCAGACAGUCAUUUUUCCAUAAUGAUCCAAGAAGUUUUACUAGCGUAGGUGGAGGGGUUCUGGGCUGCAGAGGCUUCCACUCCAGUUUUAGAACAACCCAGAGUGGCCUCUCUUUAAAUAUUGAUGUUUCCACUACUAUGAUUAUACAGCCAGGUCCUGUUGUGGACUUUUUAAUUGCAAACCAGAAUGUCAGAGAUCCUUUCUCACUUGACUGGACCAAGGCUAAACGGACACUCAAGAAUUUGAGGAUUCGAGCCAGCCCAUCAAAUUCAGAAUAUAAGAUAACUGGAUUAAGCGAAAAGCCAUGCAAAGACCAAAUGUUUACAUUGAAACAGAAA